UGUCUCGUAAAAUAUUUGCAAUUAGUCCAAUUAAAACUCCCAUUUUCUCAAUGCACUUAUCUAGUUAUUUCAUGGUGUCAUCACUUAAAUGGUACCAUCUCGAGGAAACAUUUACAUUUGUUGUUUUGUGGUGUUUGAGCGAGCUUUGUCAAGAUGGAAAACAGUACCAUGGACCGGCUCGAGCGCCCAUCUAACUUUGUCCUAGUCCCAGCAACCAUCGCCAUUUUGUGCGGUACCAUAGCCGACAUUUUGAUCAUUUCUGCAACCAUCAAGACCCGAAAAUGGUACUCAACGUUCAAUUUAUACGUCAUGAACUGGUGCCUGUGUGAUGCCCUCCUCAUGGUCCUCCAACCAACAACCUACACCGUAAUUUUUUCGGUUGAAUUGGUCGACCACAAAGUUUUCUGCAUCUGGAUGGGCGAAAUCGUGGUCAUAACAAUUGGGAAUUUCAUUUUUGUGGCGGCUUUGACUCUUGAUUGGUUCUUUGCCCAGUAUUUCGAAAACUUUUCGACGAAAAUUCGGCGUUUUAGUAAAGUCCAGAUUGGGGCGAUUUGGGUCACUGUUGUCAUUUUGACCAUUUAUAUUUGCUGUAAAUGCAUUGUGGACAAAUCGCACGUUUGGAUUUUUUCAGUAACGACAGUCUCGCUCAUUAUGUAUUUCAUCGUUCAGAUUUUGUGGUUCAUCAAACGGAAAACUUCAAGUCCAGCUAAUGAAAAAUCAAACCUAGCUGUUGCUCUAAUUUCUUGCUAUUUUUUGUGUUGGUUCCCGAAUUAUUUGAUUCAAGCGAUCAAAACGUUCGAGGGUUCGAGUGAAGGUUCUCAGGAAAGUAAUGUAGUAACUUCGCUGAUUGGUUACAUGAAUUCGGUUAUAAUGCUUCUGUUACUGUACUAUGGAGAUGGGGAAAUGAAGAAAGGGUUCAAUAAUUUGUGCUCCCGCAAGUCCGAAGAAACGGAAGAUCAGCAGAAUUGCGAAACGUUGGAAGCCAAGUAAUUUGUGCUUUGUAGUCGCAAAUAAAUAAUUUGGUGAAAA
This is a messenger RNA of Tribolium castaneum (red flour beetle), 1029 nucleotides long. RefSeq lists its product as uncharacterized. Gene Ontology annotation, molecular function: peptide binding; G protein-coupled receptor activity. Gene Ontology annotation, cellular component: plasma membrane; neuron projection. The transcript is spliced from 2 exons. NCBI's taxonomy places the organism in Eukaryota, Metazoa, Arthropoda, Insecta, Coleoptera, Tenebrionidae. The record is from RefSeq and is a predicted model, not a curated record. Gene Ontology annotation, biological process: G protein-coupled receptor signaling pathway. The coding region runs from base 154 to 990 and encodes 278 amino acids.